UCUAGCGGAGAGACUGCUGUGUAAUCGUAUUGCGGCACUUUUUUUUCCUCCCAGCUGCUGCGUGAGGAAGAGGGGGUCUGCCCACUGCGGCGCUCUGCAGUCUGGCCGCCUCCCGCAGCACUGGUCACGGCAGCCAUCGCCGCCCUCUGCACCGCAGCCCAGACCGCUGUCUCCCCUGGUUCUCACAGCCUCAGGAGCGCGCUCAGCCCCGCGCUCAGCCCCGCAGCCUCCCCGACCAUCGCUCAGGCCGUCCAGCAGCCGCCGCUGGUUCCGAGUCUGCCCCGCCACCGCCGCUUCUGAUAUUCCGGUGAGUCUUCCCCCGCGGGGAUCGGGUCUGCUGAUCUUGGUGGCAGCCACCUUAGGCGUGUGCGGUCCUUUGAAAAAUGGCCGAGUCAGCCAACCACAAGGAACUGUUAGAAUCCAGCCAAGAAGAGGCUUGUGAUAAGGUAAUGAUGGAGGGGUUGGAGCAGCAGCCGGAGCGCGGCGAAGAUGCCGCGGCUGGGCCGGGAGAUGAUGGGGGGCGCGGUGAAGAAGCAGCUGCUGAGCCCGAAGAGCAAGGAGUGGAUGCUGCUGCCGCUGCGGGUUCGGCGGAAGGCGGGGAAAACGGUGAAGUGACUGCCGAGGACUCAGACCCAGACCGUCCAAAGGGACUUAUCGGUUAUCUUUUAGAUACAGACUUUGUUGAAAGUCUCCCUGUGAAAGUUAAGUACCGUGUGUUGGCCCUCAAAAAGCUUCAGACUCGAGCUGCGAAUCUAGAAUCCAAAUUCCUGAGGGAAUUUCAUGGCAUUGAAAGAAAGUUUGCUGAAAUGUAUCAGCCUUUAUUGGAAAAAAGACGCCAGAUCAUUAAUGCAAUCUAUGAACCUACGAAAGAGGAAUGUGAAUAUAAAUCAGAUUCUGAAGACUACGAUGAUGAAGAGAUGUACGACGAGGAAGAGAUGUGCGGUGAUGAAGAGGGUCUGGUGCAGGAGUUCACGGACGAAAAUGAUGGUUAUGAGGAAGAUUAUUAUGAUUAUGCCACUGAAGAAGAGGGGGAUGAUGAGGACGACAGCGACAGCGACAGUGACGACGACGACGACGACGAUGACACAGACGCUAGCGCAGAAGAGAAUAAAGAAGAGGAUCCUAAAGGAAUUCCUGAUUUUUGGCUGACUGUAUUAAAAAAUGUUGACACUCUCACUCCUUUAAUUAAGAAAUAUGAUGAGCCUAUUCUGAAGCUCCUGACUGAUAUUAAAGUAAAGCUUUCAGAUCCUGGUGAGCCUCUUAGUUUCACACUAGAAUUUCACUUCAAACCCAAUGAGUAUUUCAAAAACGAGCUGUUGACGAAGACCUAUGUGCUGAAGUCCAGGCUGGCAUACUAUGACCCGCAUCCCUAUAGGGGAACUGCCAUUGAGUAUUGUACAGGCUGUGAGAUAGAUUGGAAUGAAGGAAAGAAUGUCACUUUGAAAACCAUAAAGAAGAAGCAGAAACACCGGAUCUGGGGAACAGUCCGAACUGUGACUGAAGAUUUCCCCAAGGAUUCAUUCUUCAAUUUCUUCACUCCUCAUGGAAUCAGCUCAAAUGGAAAGGAUGAAAACGAUGAUUUUUUGCUUGCUCAUAAUUUACGUACUUACAUAAUCCCGAGAUCAGUAUUGUUCUUUUCAGGCGAUGCACUUGAAUCUCAGCAGGAGGGCGUAGUUAGGGAAGUUAAUGAUGCAAUUUAUGACAAAAUUAUUUAUGAUAAUUGGAUGGCUGCAAUUGAGGAGGUUAAAGCCUGUUGCAGAAAUCUUGAAGCAAUUGUAGAGGACAUUGACCGCUGAAGCAGAAUGUAUGUGAACCUGAAAUUAACUGUCUCAGAUCUAGUUACUCAAGAUAUAAGAAGUUAAUUACGAUGUUGUGUUCUGAAUUUUUCUUGUGUCAGUUAAAACAUGUCUCAGAAAUAUAAGAGAAGUUCAAAUACUCAUUCAUUUUACCUUGCAUUUUAGUAGUAGAAUGCUUUCAAGAAAUGUAGACUGUGGUAAAUGAUUUAAGGCAUAAUUGUGUAGUGUUGUGUAGUGUUGUGUAGUUUAAUCCUCCUAAAGCCUUUUUGUCAUGUAGUUAUUAAUCUGUGACUGUGAACAUUACCAGAACUCUUAAGUGAGAUAAAUAUUUAUUUGGAAAGAAAAUCUUGACGAACCAACCAUGGUUUUUUGCUGCUGAUAUUUGGUGUUUGUGUUUUCUUAGUCCUUUAGCUAGUGGGUUUGAUUUUUCUUGUGCUUGCUUUAUUUUACAACAAAAAUUCAGUACAAUUUAAAACUUGAAUGCUUAAGAAGUUUGCAAAUGAUUAAGAUUUCAAGCAAAACCAUAUUUAUUGUUAAUAAUAGCCUGUUCAUAGGCUGUUGUAUUUUAUGUAACCAUGAUAAAUAUGAAACCAGUAGUAUUAAGAUUAUUGUUUGUUAGUGAAGUGUUAAUCACAAUAUUUUAAAAAUUGUCAUGUAUUGUUCUAUGUAAUUGUGUAAACUGUAAUUACAGUGUGUAAUUCCUUUUUCCUAUAAUACAUUUAAUCAUUCGCUGGAAGUGAUCACCUUACUAAUUUGAAAAGAUUUUUCAUGUUCUUUCACUGCAAAAUAAAAUGAAUAAAAA
Messenger RNA from Talpa occidentalis (Iberian mole), 2598 nucleotides. RefSeq names its product nucleosome assembly protein 1 like 2 (gene NAP1L2). NCBI's taxonomy places the organism in Eukaryota, Metazoa, Chordata, Mammalia, Eulipotyphla, Talpidae. Gene Ontology annotation, molecular function: chromatin binding; histone binding. Gene Ontology annotation, cellular component: nucleus; chromatin. Gene Ontology annotation, biological process: nucleosome assembly. The record is from RefSeq and is a predicted model, not a curated record.